CCUGAAAUCUUUGUGUUUUUGCCUCUGGAGGCUGUCUGUAAACGAGGGUUUUGUUGCUGUGAAUUCUCGCCUUGCCUCGGAAUGCUACAGGGGCCAAGGAUGUUGCUGCAUUAAAGCAUUACGGCUCCAGAGAGACUGAUCACUUUUAAAAAGAGGGAUGAAUUUCUCCGUGACCAAAUCAAAGCUGUGACCUGAAGGCAAAAGCCAGAGGAUUAACAUCCCAGGGUUGAGGUGUGGUGAGGGGCCAGUUUCUGUUUGCUUGGCACCAUGGUGGCCCUGUCACUGAAGAUCUGUGUCCGCCAGUGCAAUGUCGUCAAGACAAUGCAAUUCGAACCUUCCACCGUGGUUUACGACGCCUGUCGUAUAAUUCGAGAGCGUGUGCCCGAGGCUCAGUUUGGACAAGCCUCUGAUUUUGGAUUGUUCCUGUCGGAUGAUGAUCCAAGGAAGGGGAUUUGGCUGGAGUCUGGCCGCACCCUAGAUUAUUAUAUGCUUCGCAAUGGGGACAUUCUAGAGUAUAAGAAAAAGCAAAGGCCACAGAAAGUGAGGAUGCUGGAUGGAGCAGUGAAGACUGUCAUGAUUGAUGAUUCCAAAACUGUCGGUGAACUACUUGUCCCUAUUUGUAGCAGAAUAGGCAUCACAAAUUAUGAAGAAUAUUCUUUGAUCCAAGACACGAUUGAAGAGAAAAAGGAAGAUGGAACAGCUACACUGAAGAAGGAUAGAACUCUGUUACGGGAUGAGAAAAAGAUGGAGAAGUUAAAAGCAAAGCUUCACACUGACGAUGACCUGAACUGGUUGGACCACAGUCGAACCUUCAGAGAGCAAGGAGUUGAUGAAAAUGAAACGCUGCUGUUAAGACGCAAGUUUUUUUACUCUGACCAGAAUGUUGAUUCCCGAGACCCAGUGCAGCUUAACCUGCUGUAUGUACAGGCUCGGGAUGAUAUUCUCAAUGGAUCACAUCCGGUUUCCUUUGAGAAAGCCUGUGAGUUCGGGGGCAUUCAGGCUCAGAUCCAGUUUGGACCCCACGUGGAACACAAACACAAACCUGGAUUUCUAGAUCUGAAGGAGUUCCUGCCAAAGGAGUACAUUAAGCAGAGGAGUGCAGAAAAGAAGAUAUUUCAGGAACACAAGAACUGUGGGGAAAUGACUGAGAUUGAAGCGAAAGUUAAAUACGUUAAGUUGGCUCGCUCACUCCGAACCUAUGGAGUAUCAUUCUUUUUGGUGAAGGAAAAAAUGAAGGGGAAGAACAAACUGGUUCCUAGACUUCUGGGCAUUACCAAAGAUUCAGUGAUGAGAGUUGAUGAAAAGACCAAAGAAGUGAUGCAGGAGUGGCCACUCACCACCGUUAAACGCUGGGCAGCCUCUCCAAAGAGUUUCACUCUGGAUUUUGGAGAAUACCAGGAGAGCUACUAUUCUGUUCAGACUACCGAGGGUGAACAGAUCUCUCAGCUAAUCGCUGGCUAUAUCGACAUCAUCCUCAAGAAGAAGCAAAGUAAGGAUCGAUUUGGACUCGAGGGAGAUGAAGAGUCAACAAUGUUGGAAGAAUCUGUUUCUCCAAAAAAGUCCACCAUAUUGCAGCAGCAGUUUAAUAAGACGGGGAAGAUCGAGCAUGCGUCUGUGGCGCUGCCGGCUGUGAUGAGGCCAGGCGCAGGGGGGCCGGAGAGCUUUAACACGGGCACCAUGCCAGCUCCACAGCAGCAGAUCCUGAGUGGGCAGAUGCACCGGGGCCACAUGCCCCCACUGACCUCAGCACAGCAAGCAUUAAUGGGAACCAUUAACUCCAGUAUGCAAGCGGUCCAACAAGCACAGUCUGACCUAACUGAGAUAGAUAAUUUACCCCCACUGGGACAGGACAUGGCAUCGAAGGUGUGGGUCCAGAACAAAGUGGACGAGUCAAAACAUGAGAUUCACUCGCAGGUUGAUGCGAUCACUGCAGGGACUGCAUCUGUUGUCAAUCUCACGGCUGGAGAUCCUGCAGACACUGAUUACACUGCUGUUGGCUGUGCUAUUACUACCAUUUCUUCCAAUCUCACGGAAAUGUCUAAGGGAGUGAAGAUGCUGGCUGCCCUAAUGGACGAUGAUGUUGGAAGUGGACAGGACCUCCUGCGGGCAGCCAGAACAUUGGCUGGCGCUGUCUCCGAUCUACUGAAGGCAGUCGAGCCCUCGUCAGGGGAGACUCGGCAGACUGUCCUGACAGCAGCUGGAAGCAUUGGGCAGGCUAGUGGAGACCUUCUGCGUCAUAUUGGAGAGAGCGAAACGGACGAACGGUUUCAGGAUGUGCUGAUGAACUUGGCAAAGGCUGUGGCGAAUGCGGCUGCCAUGUUGGUCCUAAAGGCAAAGAACGUAGCCCAGGCGGCUGAAGAUAGCGUCCUGCAGAAUGGCGUGAUCACUGCUGCCACACAGUGUGCUCUCUCCACAUCCCAGCUGGUUGCCUGUGCAAAGGUGGUCAGUCCAACCAUCAGCUCCCCUGUGUGUCAGGAGCAGCUGGUCGAGGCUGGGAAGCUGGUAGAUCGCUCGGUGGAGGGCUGCGUCAAAGCCUGCCAGGCAGCAACGGAUGAUGCUGAGCUCCUGAAACAGGUCAGUGCCGCAGCGAGUGUGGUGAGCCAAGCCCUCAACGACCUCCUCCAGCAUGUGCGUCAGUAUGCCAGCAAAGGGGAACCCAUUGGACGCUACGACCAGGCUACUGACACCAUCAUGACGGUUACAGAGAGCAUCUUCAGUUCCAUGGGUGAUGCCGGAGAGAUGGUUCGGCAGGCUCGAGUGCUAGCUCAGGCUACGUCGGAUUUGGUGAAUGCCAUGCGAUCGGACGCAGAGGCAGAGAGCGAUGUCGAUAACUCGAAGAAGCUACUUGCUGCUGCCAAGCUUCUGGCCGAUUCCACAGCAAGAAUGGUAGAAGCUGCAAAGGGUGCCGCUGCUAAUCCAGAAAACCAGGACCAGCAGCAGAAGCUUCGUGAAGCAGCCGAGGGCUUGCGGGUCGUCACCAAUUCAGCAGCUCAGAACGCCAUCAAAAAGAAGCUGAUUAAUCGGCUGGAGAAUGCAGCCAAACAAGCAGCAGCUGCAGCAACGCAAACUAUUGCGGCAUCCCAGAACGCAUCGUCAUCCAAUAAGAACACAGCGGCACAUCAACAACUGGUCCAAAGCUGUAAGGCUGUCGCUGAUUAUAUACCUCAGCUGGUGCAAGGUGUCCGAGGGAGUCAAGCGGAGCCAGAGAAUCUUAGUGCCCAACUCGCUUUGAUUAUUGCCAGCCAAAACUUCCUUCAGCCUGGAAGUAAGAUGGUUUCCUCUGCUAAAGCCGCAGUGCCCACUGUCACUGACCAGGCCGCUGCCAUGCAGCUUGGCCAAUGCGCCAAGAACCUUGCCACAAGCCUGGCUGAACUCCGAACGUCUGUGCAAAAGGCUCAUGAAGCGUGUGGGCCCAUGGAAAUCGACUCUGCCUUGCAGUCAGUGCAGACCCUGAGGAAUGAGCUGCAAGAUGCCAAGACGGCAGCAGCUGAGGGGCAAUUGAAGCCACUGCCGGGGGAGACGCUGGAGAAAUGUGCUCAGGACCUGGGGAGCACAUCCAAGGCUGUUGGCUCUUCAAUGGCGCAGCUCCUAACCUGUGCAGCUCAAGGCAAUGAACAUUAUACAGGUAUCGCUGCCCGAGAAACAGCACAAGCUCUCAAGACGCUGGCAUCAGCAGCCCGUGGGGUGGCAGCCUCAACAGAUAACUCUCCGGCUCAGAAUUCCAUGCUGGAUACGGCUCGGGAUGUGAUGGAUGGAUCUGCCGUGCUGAUCCAGGAAGCCAAGCACGCGCUCGCCUCGCCCGGAGAUGCAGAGAGUCAGCAAAGGCUGGCACAGGUGGCUAAGUCUGUAUCUCACUCGCUGAACAGCUGUGUGAACUGCUUGCCAGGGCAGAAGGAUGUUGACAUGGCACUUAAAAGCAUUGGAGAGUCCAGCAAAAAACUGCUGGUUGACUCGUUGCCGCCGAGCAGCAAGAGUUUCCAGGAAGCUCAGAGUGAGUUGAAUCAAGCUGCUGCUGGCCUGAAUCAGUCAGCGGGUGAGGUUGUCCACGCUUCUCGGGGGACCAGCAGGCAAUUAGCUGCUGCAUCUGGCAAAUUCAGUGAAGAUUUUGAUGAGUUUCUGGACGCGGGCAUCGAAAUGGCUGGACAAGCUCAGACAAAAGAGGGUCAGAUCCAGGUCAUCGGUAACUUGAAGAAUAUCUCCAUGGCUUCCAGCAAAUUGCUGCUUGCUGCCAAGUCACUAUCUGUUGAUUCUGCUGCACCCAACGCCAAAAAUCUCCUGGCAGCUGCUGCUCGGGCUGUUACUGAGAGCAUCAAUCAGUUGAUUACACUAUGCACCCAGCAGGCUCCUGGCCAGAAGGAAUGUGACAACGCUCUCCGAGAGCUUGAGACGGUCAAAGGCAUGCUCGAUAAUCCCAAUGACCCUGUCAGUGACCUCUCCUACUUUGACUGCAUUGAGAGUGUGAUGGAGAACUCCAAGGUCCUUGGGGAGGCUAUGACAGGGAUCUCUCAGAAAGCCAAGACUGGUGAUCUUCCAGCAUUCGGAGAUUCUGUUGGCAUUGCCUCCAAGGCGUUGUGUGGCCUGACAGAGGCAGCAGCUCAGGCUGGUUACCUGGUUGGGAUAUCCGAUCCCAACAGCCAGGCUGGGCAUCAGGGGCUGGUGGAUCCCAUCCAGUUUGCUCGGGCCAACCAAGCGAUCCAGAUGGCAUGUCAGAAUCUGGUGGAUCCUGCAAGCAGCCCAUCACAGGUGCUGUCCGCUGCUACCAUUGUCGCCAAACAUACUUCUGCGUUGUGCAACGCGUGCCGGAUCGCCUCCUCCAAAACCGCCAACCCUGUUGCCAAGAGGCACUUUGUACAGUCGGCAAAGGAAGUUGCCAAUAGCACUGCAAACCUUGUGAAGACAAUCAAGGCUCUCGAUGGUGACUUUUCUGAAGAAAAUCGAGAAAAGUGCAGGUCAGCCACUUCUCCUUUAAUCGAGGCUGUGGAAAAUCUGACAGCAUUUGCCUCCAACCCAGAGUUUGUCAGCAUUCCAGCACAGAUAGGAGCAGAGGGUGCUCAGGCCCAGGAACCAAUCCUUGCAGCUGCACGAUCCAUGCUGGACAGCUCAUCGUCCCUCAUCAAAAGUGCCCGGUCGCUCGCAAUCAACCCAAAGGACCCACCAACCUGGUCCAUACUGGCAGGACAUUCUCGGACUGUGUCAGACUCGAUUAAGAGCCUCAUUACCUCUAUCAGGGAUAAAGCCCCAGGCCAGCGGGAAUGUGACUGUUCAAUCGACAACAUUAACAAGUGCAUCCGGGAGAUUGAACAAGCCUCCCUUGCAGCAGUCAGCCAGAACCUGCCAACCCGAGAUGACAUUUCAUUGGAGCUAUCUAUUGUGAAGGAGCAGCUUCUCCAGUUGUACGUGUAUGCCUGUGUUUAUGACAAUAUAACUGGUCAUUUACUUUCACCGCGUAUGAUCAAAGUGACAACUUGGGACCCGUGUGGAGAAGUUAUCAAGUUUGACCAGUAG
This is a messenger RNA of Carcharodon carcharias (great white shark), 5505 nucleotides long. Its product is annotated as talin-2. The transcript has 42 exons. The coding region runs from base 268 to 5505 and encodes 1745 amino acids. NCBI's taxonomy places the organism in Eukaryota, Metazoa, Chordata, Chondrichthyes, Lamniformes, Lamnidae. The record is from RefSeq and is a predicted model, not a curated record. Gene Ontology annotation, biological process: cell-cell adhesion. Gene Ontology annotation, cellular component: focal adhesion; plasma membrane; ruffle. Gene Ontology annotation, molecular function: structural constituent of cytoskeleton; integrin binding; actin filament binding.